UCUUCUUCUUCUUCUUCUUCUUCUUCUUCUUCUUCUUCGUCUUCUUCUUCUUCGUCUUCUUCGUCUUCUUUUUCUUCGUCUUCUUUGUCUUCUUUUUCUUCGUCUUCUUCGUCUUCUUCUUCGUCUUCUUCUUCUUCUUCUUCUUCUUCUUCUUCUUCUUCUUCUUCUUCUUCUUCUUCUUCUUCUUCUUCUUCUUCUUCUUCUUCUUCUUCUUCUUCUUCUUCUUCUUCUUCUUCUUCUUCUUCUUCUUCUUCUUCUUCUUCUUCUUCUUCUUCGUUUUCUUCGUCUUCUUCUUCUUCUUCGUCUUCUUCUUCUUCUUCGUCUUCUUCUUCUUCUUCUUCUUCUUCUUCUUCUUCUUCUUCUUCUUCGUUUUCUUCGUCUUCUUCGUCUUCUUCGUCUUCUUCAUCUGCUUCUUCUUUUUCUUCGUCUUCUGCGUCUUCUUCGUCUUUUUCAUCUUCGUCUUCUUCGUCUUUUUCAUCUUCGUCUUCUUCGUCUUUUUCAUCUUCGUCUUCUUCGUCUUCUUCAUCGUCGUCGAUGUCGUCGUUGUCGUCGGGAAAAAUAGCACCGACAAACAGCCAACUAAAUUUUAUAAAUGCGGCACGGUAA
This is a messenger RNA of Anopheles arabiensis, 606 nucleotides long. RefSeq lists its product as uncharacterized. Lineage: Eukaryota; Metazoa; Arthropoda; Insecta; Diptera; Culicidae. The annotation marks the transcript as partial. The transcript is spliced from 3 exons. The record is from RefSeq and is a predicted model, not a curated record.